AAGGCGCGCUGGUGUGGGGCCGCCCCUUCUCUCGGGGCUGGCUCGGGAGUAGCGCAGUCGCCAAAGCCGCCGCUGCCAAAGCCGCAGCCACUAGCCGGGUAUGGCCAUGGCGUCCCCGGCCAUCGGGCAGCGCCCGUACCCGCUACUCUUGGACCCCGAGCCGCCGCACUAUCUACAGAGCCUGAGCGGUCCCGAGCCGCCGCCGCCGCCCCCCGACCGGUCCUCGCGCCGCUGUGUCCCGGCGCCCCUCUCCACUGCGCCCGGGGCGCACGAGGGGCGCAGCGCCCGGAGGGCUGCCCGGGGGAACCUGGAGCCCCCACCCAGGGCCUCCCGACCCGCUCGCCCGCUCCGGCCUGGUCUGCAGCAGAGACUGCGGCGGCGGCCUGGAGCGCCCCGACCCCGCGACGUGCGGAGCAUCUUCGAGCAGCCGCAGGAUCCCCGAGUCCCAGCGGAGCGAGGCGAGGGGCACUGCUUCGCGGAAUUGGUGCUGCCGGGCGGCCCCGGCUGGUGUGACCUGUGUGGACAAGAGGUGCUGCGGCAGGCGCUGCGCUGCGCUAACUGUAAAUUCACCUGUCACCCAGAAUGCCGCAGCCUGAUCCGGUUGGACUGCAGUCAGCAGGAGGGUUCAUCCCGGGACAGACCCUCUCCAGAAAGCACCCUCACCCUGACCUUCAGCCAGGUGGGCGACAAAACUCCCAUACUGGGAUGGGAACAGCCUCUGCAGGUGCCCCAGGUUCCACAUUUUUUCCCAGGAGCUCUGGUGAGCAGGAGGUGGCAUGAGUCCUCAGAUUCCACGUGCACUGGAUGGAGUUCACAGACACUCUCUUCCAAGGGGACCAGGGGCAGUGACACAGAGAACUCUGAAGAUACUCAGAAGUCCCCUGUAGUUCUCCCCCAGUACAGAGCCUAUUGUGGCUUAGGGCUCUGAGCCAGAGAUGUGGGUAUGGGUGAGCAGUGGGGUGGCUUCCAGAAAAGCCUUCUGACAGUUCCUAAAGGCCUCAUAGCCCUGGGACAGUGGGGAUGCUGGGGCUGAGGCAUUUCAAGCACAUUGUUCAGCCAGGUCAGCGCAACCUUCACAGGGGCUGGGCAAAUGUUCCCUCCCUGUGUUAAAGAACCAGAAAAUGGAUGUCCAAAGCAGUUUUUGGUUCUGGGUUUUGUAAAGACACUUGAGCGGCAACGUAUCUGAACUUUGAUUUCUAGGAUUUAGAAUGGAGACAGGGGAGUGUGUUUAUUGCUUCUUGCAUUGAACAAGCAUUUAUUGAGUAUCUACUGUGUACCAAGCAUGGGUGAGAAGUUGGGGUAAUAAAAGAUACAUCACAGUUCUUGUCCUCAGAUAGCUUACAUUCUGGCAGGGGAGGCAGAAUACCACCAAAUAGCAUAUACUGUGAUGCACGUUGCAAUAAAAGUAUGAACCAAGUGUUUGGAUAUAUAGUACAAUUGUUUCUGCUGGGAGAAAUCAGGGAAGGCUUUCCAGAGGAGGUGAUGUUUGAUUUAAGCCUUAACGUGUGGGAUGAAGGUUGCA
Rhinopithecus roxellana (golden snub-nosed monkey) is the source of this 1522-nucleotide messenger RNA. Its product is annotated as ras association domain-containing protein 5. Lineage: Eukaryota; Metazoa; Chordata; Mammalia; Primates; Cercopithecidae. The coding region runs from base 101 to 928 and encodes 275 amino acids. The record is from RefSeq and is a predicted model, not a curated record. The transcript is spliced from 2 exons.